This is a messenger RNA of Pangasianodon hypophthalmus (striped catfish), 1317 nucleotides long. It is a transcript of the gene selenoh, whose product is annotated as selenoprotein H. The record is from RefSeq and is a predicted model, not a curated record. NCBI's taxonomy places the organism in Eukaryota, Metazoa, Chordata, Actinopteri, Siluriformes, Pangasiidae. The transcript has 5 exons. Gene Ontology annotation, cellular component: Golgi apparatus.
UUCCUAAUAAAGUGGGCGGUGAGUAUUAAAGGCAUGUCUCUCCUCCACUGAUAGAUGGCGCGCCUCAGCUCGUUUCCGGUGAAGUUCUCUCGCGCCAAACUUCUCUCUGUUGCGCACGAGAAUGGCGACGCGUGCUAAAGCAGCUCGUGGGGCAAAGCGUAAGGCGGCCGUGGCUGCAGAGGCGGAGCCUGUGGCAAAGCAGGAUAAAGGAAACGAGGCUGAACAAGAGGAUCAAGGCCAGAGAGUUAUCAUCGAACACUGUAAAAGCUGACGUGUGUACGGCCGGAAUGCCGAUGCGGUGCGUGAGGCUCUCCUUGCCGCACAUCCUGAGCUGCGUGUGCUGCUCAACCCCGAGAAGCCUCGACGCAACAGCUUUGAGGUCACUUUGAUUGAGGGGAUCAAAGAGGUGGUGUUGUGGACUGGUAUCAAGAAAGGUCCUCCCCGUAAACUGAAAUUUCCAGAGCCUGCUGAGGUUGUAAGUGCCCUGGAGAAUGCCCUGAAGAGAAAGUAGAAAUUGUGAGGAAAGUUAAUCAUCUUGGGUUUCUUGGAUGCAUAAUGAUGAGGAUGGACCAAACGGUUGACCCCCAGUCUGUUCUCUGAUGACUUGUUUGGCAUCCUGACCUGGAUCAUUGCUGCCUCCUCAUGAUCUUCUGCUUUACUUCUUUUGAAUUCACAAACUGACAUCUGUGUUCUUUCUUUAACUGUGGCUAUAUUAUAGAAGUUUGUGUAGACUUGUGAUUCAUUACUUGUUGGGAAAUGUGUUUGGUACACUAUAUAGCCAAAAGUAUGUGAACACCUCGCACCCGUAUGUGCUUGUUGAACAUCCCAUUUCAGAUUUAGUCCCCCUAUUGUUGUAAUAACCUCCACUCUUUUGAGAAGGCCUUCCAUUAGAUUUUGGAGCGUGGCUGUGAGGAUUAGUAAGGUUAGGGACUGAUGUUGUAUGAGGAGGUCUGGGGUGCAGUCUGUGUUCCAGUUCAUACCAACAGUGUUCAGUGGGGUUGAGGUCAGGGCUCUGUGCAGGACAGUCGAGUUCUUCCAAUCCAACCUUCACCCACAAUUUCUUUAUGGUUUCACUUUUUGUGCAAGGGAAAGUAUACAGUAUACAAAGACAUUCUAUACAAUUGUGUGCCUCAGACUUUGUGGUAAUAGUUUGGGGAAGAACCACAUAUGAGUGUGAUGGUCAGGUGUCCACAAACUUUUGGCCGUAUAGUGUACGUUUGGUGUAUUAAAAUCUGUUAUGAACAUCUUUUUGAAUUCCUAAACGUCUACUGUUCUUUGUGUAUGAAAGAAAUAAAAUUUCUGUGUUCUUUUCUACUA